AUACAACUGGACGAUAUCAAAAUUGAAUAUCAUCCCAACAGCGGCCGGAAACCUGUGAUUGUACAUUUCGAUGACUUCGGAAGGAGCGAGGAUGUAAACAAAGGAUCGAUUCCACCAAAUCGCACACCAUGGCAUCCAUGGAGGAGCCGUAUGGAUUUUGAAGUUGCUUCAUUAGCGCUUGACUGCCACAUGAAUAAACAAAAAACCGACCAACUUAUCAAUUUGAUCUAUCGCGCUGCCCGUGGUCUUGACGCUUUUACAUUAAAAGAUCACCAAGAAAUCCAGAAUACUUGGGACUUAGCAGCUGAACGAUUAACAAAGUUUCGAAAGACAGAAGUUGUAGUCCGCUAUCGUGAUCUAGAGCCAGAAUCAUAUGAGCUGUAUUACCGACCUGUUUGGGACUGGUUGCAAGAGUUAUUACUUAAUCGCGAUAUUGUAUCCAAGAUGGAAUGGGAUGCUCGUAGACUCUUCAAAUUUGAUGGUGGAUCUCAGACAUGGAAACGUUUCAUUGAGGAAGCAUGGUCAGCAAAUUCAUGGUGGUCAUUUCAGAGUAAACUUCCAGCCGGAGCGGUACCACUUUGUGUUGUGUUUUACGCUGAUAAGAGCAAACUAUCAUCGUUUGGUACUGCAAAAGGUUAUCCUGUCAUUGUUCGAUGCGCAAAUUUACCCAUGGAUAUCCGGAAUGGCUCUGGUAUUGCUGGAGGUAGGGUCGUAGGGUGGUUACCAAUUGUUUCUGAAGAUGCUGCACAUAGUGGUAAGGCCGAUUUUGUCAAUUUCAAAAACGUUGUAUGGCAUGAAUCGGCCGCGAAGAUAUUCGAGUCCAUAGCAGAGUAUUGUCGAACUGGGUAUACAAUGGUUUGUGGUGAUGGAGUUCGUCGGUGGAUGUAUCCUAUUGUCCUCAUCAAGUCAGCCGAUUAUGAAGAGCAAUGUGUUAUCUGUCUUACUCGGGGGUUAAAAAGCUUGCACCCAUGCGUAAGAUGCCCAAUUCCACAUGACCAAUUAUUAGACUUUGACAAUAAAUACCUUGAACGAACUGCGAAGGACACUAUCGAAAUACUCAAUAAUGCUAGACAGAAGGCAUUAAUCUCAAAAGCAGAUGAAGAGGCAGAGCUUAAAAAGUAUAGUCUGCGACCAUGCUUUAAUUCCUUCUUCAAGCUCGCCCAUAGUGAUCCGUUUGCAGGCGUUUCCUUCGACGAUCUCCACUUCCAAGACAGUGGGGUUUGGGGCGAUCAUAUAUUUGAACAUGCAAAGAUCCAAAUUGAUAAUCGGAGUGCAGUAACCAAAAUUGAUAAUCGGUUUAAAGAAUUUCCUCGCUGGUCCAAACUCAACCAUUUCGACACUGGUGUUAUGAAGCUAUCAUUUAAUGAUGGUAGUAAACACUACGAUAUAUCAAGGCUCUUUUUAUUUGCUGCCCAUGAUGUUAUACCAGAAAAGGAGAACAAAGCUGCCUAUACGCUUCUCAAAGUCAUGCGGAAGUACAUCAACAUGAUCAUGUAUUCGGGACUGAACGUACAGACUUCUGAUACAAUAGCACUUGGCCAUGGUGCUAUCAAGAAUUUUGUGUACAUAUCGCUCUCACCUGAUGUGAAUAAAACAUUCAAUGUCAUCAAGGUACAUUACCACCAGCAUCUCUAUGAUGACAUUGAGAACAAAGGUGUUUUACGUGGAAUGAGUACCAAACCAAAUGAGAAGUUUCAUGGCCCUUUACGCAAAAUUUACCUUCGACAAACAAAUUUCAAGGACACAGCAAAACAGAUUGUACGGUUUGAGCAUCAGAGCGUUGUUGCCACCCUCAUACAGGAUGAAAUCCAAAUACUGGAUAGAUAUGAGCAUGGCGAUCCAGAGCUCCCAUCAGAUCUGGAGACACCAAUCGACAAUGUCCACUUCACAUUAGGCUCAAAAUUGAAGCCCGUUUCCUUUGCUCAACUUGAGGGUGAAGAUCUUAUAUUUGCACGAAUACAUAUCCGCUUGGCAGAGUUCAUGUCAACCUUACUCACAACUGCAACCAACAUUGUUCGCGUCACAUAUACAGCUCAUGAUACUGUUAUUCCAUAUCAAUUCUUGAAAAUCCGUUAUGAGUCUUUAGAGACCUGGCAGCUUGCAGUUGACAUCCUGCGUUGUAAUCCCAGCUUUCAUGGCCAUCCUCGAUACGACUACAUCAUCUUUCGUGGAAUUCUGGGGCCAGUCUUUGCCCGGCUGCAUUAUUUACUCCUUUGUAAUGCCUGCAACAGCCAAUACCCGAUAGCACUUGUGCAAGCUUACAAGAUUGUUAAUACCCGGUCACGUAUAGACAAAGAUCUUGGACUUCUUCGCAUUCGCAAGGAGCAUAACCUAGAAUUUAUUUCAGUGCGGUCAAUUGUCCGGGGAGCAGUUGUACUACCAAUAUCAUCUGAAACUGAUGAUAAGUUUGUUUGGGAUCCUCUGGAUGGAGACAUGUUUCUUCGAGUAAAAAAAUACUUUCCUGGGUUUACAGAUGGUAGGUAG
Lentinula edodes (shiitake mushroom) is the source of this 2484-nucleotide messenger RNA. RefSeq lists its product as uncharacterized. The annotation marks the transcript as partial. Lineage: Eukaryota; Fungi; Basidiomycota; Agaricomycetes; Agaricales; Omphalotaceae. The transcript has 11 exons. The record is from RefSeq and is a predicted model, not a curated record.